AUGCGGGACCCGCCCGGCCCCGCGCUGCGGGCGGCGCUGCCGCUGCUCGGCGCCGCCGUGACCCUCUGCACAGGCCUGCAGUGCGUGUGCCAGCUGUGUGAACACACCAACUUCACCUGCCAGACGGAGGGCGCCUGCUGGACCUCGGUCAUGCUGACCAACGGGCGCGAGGAGGUGGUCAAGUCCUGCGUGUCCCUCCCUGAGCUCAACGCCCAGGUCUUCUGCCACAGCUCCAAGAACAUCACCAAGACCGAGUGCUGUUACACCGACUUCUGCAACAACAUCACCCUCCGCCUGCCCCUCGCGUCGGAGUCCCCGGGCAGGGCCGGCCCCAGGCCCGUGGUGCUGGCGGUGACGGUGGCAGUGCCGGUGUGUGUGCUGGUGCUGGUGGCAGUGCUGGCCGUGUGCACCUCCCGGGGACGCCGGCGCCGCGCCCGCCGUGGCCACAAACCGCCCAACGUGGAGGAGCCCCUGUCCGAGGGCAACCUGGUGAGCUCCGGGAAGACGCUGAGGGAUCUCAUCUAUGACAUGACCACCUCCGGCUCUGGCUCUGGUUUGCCCCUGCUCGUCCAGAGAACCAUCGCCAGGACGAUUGUCCUGCAGGAGAUCGUAGGAAAAGGCCGUUUUGGUGAAGUCUGGCGUGGGAAGUGGUGCGGGGAGGAUGUGGCUGUGAAAAUCUUCUCCUCCAGAGACGAGCGGUCCUGGUUUCGGGAGGCAGAGAUUUACCAGACGGUCAUGCUGAGGCACGAGAACAUCCUGGGCUUCAUCGCUGCCGACAACAAGGAUAACGGGACGUGGACUCAGCUCUGGCUUGUCUCCGAGUACCACGAGCAGGGCUCCCUGUUCGACUACCUGAACAGAGGCACGGUGACGGUGGAGGGCAUGGUCAGGCUGGCACUGUCCGUGGCCAGUGGCCUGGCCCACCUCCACAUGGAGAUCGUCGGCACGCAAGGGAAGCCAGCGAUCGCACACCGAGAUCUGAAGUCCAAGAACAUCCUGGUGAAGAGGAACGAGACCUGUGCCAUUGCUGACCUGGGCCUGGCGGUGAAGCACGACUCGGUGCUCAACACCAUCGACAUCCCCCAGAACCCCCGCGUGGGCACCAGGAGGUACAUGGCUCCUGAGAUCCUGGACGACACAAUGAACACGAACAUCUUCGAGUCCUUCAAACGUGCAGACAUUUACUCCCUGGGGCUGGUGUACUGGGAGAUAGCCCGGAGGUGCUGCGUUGGAGGAAUCACUGAGGAAUACCAGUUGCCUUACUACGAUGUUGUGCCUUCUGAUCCUUCAAUAGAAGACAUGAGAAGGGUUGUCUGUGAGCAGAAACUCAGACCGAAUAUUCCAAACCAGUGGCAAAGCUGUGAGAUAACGUGGUUCAGUAUUGCAGUGCCCGGAGCAGAGCGCUGGCCUCGAGCGUCGUGUUCGGCCGUGGGAAGAGGCAGCUUGGCACUCGAGCUCGGGUUUGAUGCAGCGAGUCCAUGACUCACUCUGGUUUUGUGAGUAAACUGGACACCAGGCGAGUCACAGGAAGGAGGUUAAAGCAUCACAACAGUGUAAAAAUACCUUUUGCUCUUGCACUUUUCAUCCUCGUCAGACCCCAAAUGCCCUGGAAAUGUCUGGUGUUAAAGCUGUUUGCAAAAAAACCCUCAUGUUCUGUCCUCAAACCAAGUAAAAGACCAAAUUUAACCCGGCUUUUAACCUAUUUUUAUGCAAGAAUCUGAAAAGGGGCUAUCAGUAAAAGCAAUUAAAAAAGAUGGAAAUUCCACUAAGCAUGUACCUUGUGAACAAAACCAUUGAGUCAGUUCUCUAUUAACAUUUAUAUUUAUUGUCUCGGUUUCACGUACAAUAUUAUGGUUAGGAUUUGAGUUGUUUUACUCUAUUUGUUCAUUGAACAGAUCGACCAAGGGAUAACUUUUCUUUCUAACAGUUUGUAGAAAAAAUAAUAGAGGCAAUACUUUUCCGUUAGUUACAUAGGGAUAAAGUGGGAGAAAUUCUACCUAAACUGAGAAAAUAUUUAUUUUUAACAAUAUCUUGCUAAUCACUGGUAACAUUUUUUUAGUGCCUUUUGAUGUGUUGGGGGAAGCUUUGACAAAAGCCAAUACAGCCUUUUCAGAGGUUUCUUAUGGAAUUCUGUAACAGCACCAGGCUGGUGAUGAGUGUUAUCAUCUCUGAUCACACCACAGCCAUCAAAGUGAGGUGUUGUAUCAGAAUUAACUGAUGUUCUGGCAUUUUGUGAACUGAUGCUUCUGCCCCACUCCAUGGCCCAUGUAUUUAAAUAUAGUAUUCUAAUAUUUUUAAUAGCCAAAAUUAUACAUUUCAUAAUCAUAUGGUUCUUUAAAUCCUUAAAUUCAGUUGGUCCAUGGAAAUUAAGCCCAAAGAUGUUUCCAGAAUAGCAGAGCUCUGAAAAAAUCUUGUGUGGCCCACGCAGCUCCAUUGCAGAGAGCUGUUGGCUGAUCACAGUGUGUCAGAUCAAUCUUUGGGGUAAAAUCUCUUUAAUUGGAACUGUUGCAGGGAAAAACAGGUUAAACUGUUUUACUGAGUGGGGUGGUCUGCAGUAUCAGCACUCUGGGUUUCUUCCUGACACACAUCUCCAGGAGGCUGUGGAUCCUUUAUGGCUGUUAAUUGCCCGUAAAUAGGCUCUGAUGCAAUUUACCUGUUUGCACAGGUCCUUGUGUUAAAUAAUGUGGGUCUUUCUGGGGUCUGGAGCUGAGCAGUGGAGAAUAUUUCCCUUAAAUUGCUGGUAGAUUUUUCUCCAGUGUGGUUUCUGAGAUAUAAUCAAAGGUGUCUCAGAGAUUUGGGCCAGACUGGACGGGGCUUGGAGCAACCUGGUCUGGUGGAAGGUGUCCCUGCUCAUGGCAGGGAAGGGAACGAGAUGGGCUUUAAGGUCCCUUCCGACCCAAGCCGCCCUGUGAUUUAAUUCUCAUGUGCUUCAACUACAUGAACUACCCCGCAGAGCUCAGUGGAUGUGACUUUCUAGGCUGUUAGAGGAGUAAUUUUAGCACGAUCCAAAGCAUGAUGCUGACUUGGGUAUCAAAAUAUUUGCAAACCUAAAAUACAGCAUUUGUUCUUGUAGUACAUAAGUUGAAAAAAAUUCCUU
Molecule: messenger RNA, 3097 nt
Organism: Corapipo altera (White-ruffed manakin)
Lineage: Eukaryota; Metazoa; Chordata; Aves; Passeriformes; Pipridae
Gene: ACVR1C
Product: activin A receptor type 1C
Exons: 9
Coding region: 1-1482 (493 amino acids)
Biological process (GO): activin receptor signaling pathway; protein phosphorylation; cellular response to growth factor stimulus
Cellular component (GO): activin receptor complex; plasma membrane
Molecular function (GO): activin receptor activity, type I; ATP binding
Source: RefSeq, a predicted model, not a curated record